Molecule: messenger RNA, 7511 nt
Organism: Patella vulgata (common limpet)
Lineage: Eukaryota; Metazoa; Mollusca; Gastropoda; Patellidae
Exons: 2
Coding region: 1647-6272 (1541 amino acids)
Biological process (GO): DNA integration
Molecular function (GO): nucleic acid binding
Source: RefSeq, a predicted model, not a curated record
GGAAAUGGGCUUAGGUACAUCAUAUAUUAUUAUUGUUCGAUUUAUGUGAGUGCCCAAAUAAUAUUAUAGUAUGUUUUUAUGUAAAAAUUUAAGUUUCCAAGAUCUCACUGCUGUAAGCCUUGUGAUUGUUGAUGUUAUUUUGUAUACUUGAUACCGAGGAUGAGUAUAUUAAUGGUUUGAUUUGCCUAAUUUAGCAUAUAAUUAUAAUGAUGUAAUUUUCAUUGGUGGUCUUAUUCCACUGGUGGUUGGUCUGGGUUGUCCAUUGUGUUUUGCACAGGGAGGGGCGCCAUGUUUUCUUAGCAAAGAAGAAGUUUUUCCGUGUGUUGUCAAAAGCAGCUAGAGGGCACAAAAAACCGUCAAUCUGUAUAUUUUGUAUUACUACGAUGCUGCUACAUAUGGUAUUGACGGUUUUGUGUUCAAAGUGAUACAACGUUGAAAUUAAUAGUCUACAGAUCCAAGGUGAUGUAAUUUCUUGUUACAUGUUUCCAGUUAUAAAGUCACAGCCUAGAUGUCAAACCACUUAAGUGAAGUUAUAUUAUAAACUGUGGAUAGAGACGGCACGAUAUAGUUCUCUCUCACCUUUCAUCAUUAUUCCCUAAUAGUUAUAAGCUUACUUUGCUAUGUGGUUUUAUAAUUCAUCCUUCAUGUAGUGUCAUAACUAUUUCAUUUAUAUAUAGUAAUAAUAUUUGUAAAGCAGCCUCUAAAUAGUUUUAGUAGUCAUACUAGUAGUCACAUGGUCACAAUAUGCCCACAACUUAUAAGUCAAAGUCUGUAGAAAAUCUGACUCAUGCUCCAUUAAAGCCUUCUGCUGGAGCCAGGACAGUAGUUAGUGCUGUUAUAGAAACAAGAGGUAUGAGAAAACUUACAGAAAAGAGGAAUCAAACACAGGAAGAAAUUCCACCUAAUAGAAAGAUCAGUGAUGAUACAGAAGUAAGAACAAAAGAUGACAUCUCACAAGUGCCUUUAUCUAAUAGUAAAAGGAAGUCUGCAGAAAAAACGAAGAGAAUUCAGACGAAAACCCAGAAGCAAAUUAUGUCAAACAUAGAGAUUAGUGAUGAUGAAAUAGAGGUGAGACCAGAAGAUAGUGUAUCACAGAUAAGUGCAGAUUCCGUUAGAUCCAGUAAGAGGAGCAGUAGAAUUGAAGAAGAGUUAAAGGGGGUUAAUGAUGUUAUGGCCAGAAUCGUUCGUGAAUUAAAGAAGCCUGAAAGUGAAAUAAAGAAAUUUGAUGGUAACUGCUUAGACUACAAGAAAUUUAUGCGUCAAUUCAAAAUGAAGAUAAUAAACAAUGCAUCAGAUGAUGAUGAAAUAAUGACAUAUUUAGAACAGUACACAACGGGUGAGGCUCACAAGAUCGUCACUGGCUAUUCACACAUUGAUGCUCAUGUUGGAUACCCGGCGGCUUUAAAGGAAUUACAGGACAGAUAUGGGAAUUCAGAAGUCAUAGCUAAUACCUACAUAAAAAAAGCUUUGGAGUGGCCAACUAUUAAAGCCGAUAACAUUAAAUUUUAGAUGAAUAUUCUAUCUUCCUGUUCGAAUGUGAGGCUGCAGUAGAAAGUAUUGAUGCCCUUAAUAUUUUAGAGUACUCAGAAAACUUGAAAAGACUUGUACAGAAAUUACCUUUUCAUCUGCACGAGAAAUUCCGUACAAUGGCUUUAGACAAGAAAGAUAAACACCAAACUGUUAAGUUCAAAGAUUUAGUCCAGUUUGUCAGACGUGAAGCUAGAAAGGCAUCGGAUCCUGUUUUUGGAAAAGAAGCUAUGCAUCAGACUUCAAACCACUUCAUCAAUAAUAAAUUAUCUGGAAUCAGAAACAGAACUCCUUUAACAGCAACUGCUCAUAUUGGAAGAAAUGGUAACACUUGUUGUAACCAAGUUAGUCAAAAUAGUUAUCCAGGUCAAGCCACUCGUCAGACUAGUUACCAAAGCCCAGCUCCCCAACAAACCAGUUACUCAAGUCAAACCCAUCGUCAAACUCGACAACACAAUUAUCAGAAUAAUUCAAGUCAAACUCAAGGUGAUAGUCAACCUCCUGUGAACUCUAGAUUUCAGCUUAAGCCAUGUUUAUAUUGCAAUUCAUCAAUACACACCAUAGAACACUGUCGUCAGUUUGUAGAGAAAUCCUUAGAAGACAAACAAGUUCUAUUAAGGAAUCUGUCUGCAUGUUUUGGUUGCCUAAAACAAGGACAUCAUGUUCGAGUUUGUACCAGUGUAUUACAAUGCAGCGUUUGUAAAGGGAGUCACCCAACUUUGUUGCAUAACCCAGACAGACAAGUUCGUAAUCCUUCAUCAAAUUCUAGUUCAUUGAAUCACCCAAGUAAUAAUUCUGCUGUCCUUAAAGAAUCAGAACGUCCAGAAUCUCAUAUGGGGGUCGGAGACAAAGAAGCAGAAGAAUUUAUAUUUUCUGUGAUUCCUGUCAGAAUUAAAGUUAAAAACACAGAACAUUUUGUUAUCACACAUGCCUUUCUUGACUCUGGCAGUAGCAUUACCUUUUGCACAGUAUACGUAUUAAGAAAACUUGGUCUUAAAGGGAAAAGGUCAAAGCUAACGUUAAACAUGUUGGGCAGUCUUCAGACAAUUGAGACAGAAACCAUUAGAUGUUUGGAAUUAGGAGAUGUGCAUGGAAACUUUAUGUUCGAUUUACCCAUGGUUUACAGUAAAGAUGAAAUCCCUGUCUCGACCCGUCAUAUACCUACCAACAGAGAUAUUAGUAGAUUUCCUCAUCUACAAGGCAUCGAGUUGCCUGAAAUCAACGCUGAAAUAGGGUUGUUAAUUGGUAUUAAUGUUCCGAAUGCCUUUUCACCAUUAGAAGUUAUAUCAGGUCCGGAUGGAAGUCCCCAUGCUACUAGGACAAGACUAGGAUGGGUGUUAUGGAAUGUCAGACGUCAUAUCAAAGGCCAAACAAGUCAUACUAGUUACACAAGUCAAGAUUUACCAAGAAUCAACAAAGUAGAAAUUGCUGCAAUAGAAGAAAUAGAGAAGUUAAACCAAAUUGAUCAAGCUGUUCGAAAUUCCUAUAACUUAGAUUUUCCAGAAAGGGUCGCUGACGAAAAGAGAGAAUAUUCUAAAGAUGACAAAAAGUUUAUGCAGAUUAUUGAAGAGUCAAUUCAGUACCAAAAUAAUCAUUAUAUUAUACCAUUACCAUUUAGAACGCCUUUGCCUGUUAUACCAAACAACAGAUAUCAAGCUCUACAAAGGCUAAAGGGUGUUAAGGCCAAGAUGACUAAAAAUGAGAAAUAUUAUACAGAUUACAAAACUUUCAUGAACAGCAUCAUUGAUAAAGGCUUUGCAGAGAAGAUUAAAGAAGAAGAUUUAUUAGUUGACACCCAGAAUAGAGAAUAUUUCCUUUUGCAUCAUGGAAUUUACCACCCUCGAAAACCUGAUAAGCUACGAGUGGUAUUUGAUUGUUCCAACAAGUUUAGGGGAGUCUCUUUAAAUGAUCUUCUUUUACCAGGGCCAGAUUUAACAAAUAGUCUCGUAGGAGUCCUUUUAAGAUUUCGCCAGGAACCAGUAUGCUUUAUAUCCGACAUAGACAACAUGUUCUAUGAAGUUAAAUUACCAGAACAACAACAUGAUUAUUUAAGAUUUUAUUGGUGGCCAGAUGCUGAUCUCGACACAGAUCCAGAAAUUUAUAAGAUGACAGUACAUAUUUUUGGAGCGGUAUCGUCACCAAGUUGCUCUAAUUAUGCUCUGAAGAGAUCAGCAUAUGACAAUCAAGAUAAAUUUUCUGAAGAAGCUGUAAAUACAGUUCUUAAAGACUUUUAUGUAGACAACUGUUUAAAGAGUGUUAAAACGGAGUCAGAAGCUAUCAACCUAUGUCAUGAGUUACGACAACUUUUGAGUAAAGGCGGCUUCAACCUUCGGAAGUGGAUCAGCAAUAGUAGAGAGUUACUAAAUUCAUUGCCUGUCACAGAGAGAGCAAAAGACGUUCAACAAUUAAAUUUGGAUUACGAUGAACUGCCGACUGAAAGAGCAUUAGGGGUUACCUGGUGUGUUGACAGUGACAGCUUUGGUUUUCAUGUACAGUUACGGAAAAUAGAUUGUAAUACCCGACGUAAUAUACUGUCUGUUGUUAGUAGUUUAUAUGAUCCAUUAGGAUUGGUGUCACCAGUCUUAUUACCAGCUAAGAUAAUACUGCAAGAACUUUGUAAAAGCGGUCUCGAUUGGGAUACUGAAGCAGACCAAUCAUUAACCCGAAGAUGGCAAAAUUGGUUAACAGAUCUUCCGUUGUUAGAGACCAUUAGAGUUAAUAGAUGUAUAAAACCAGCUCAUUUCGAUGAUAUAACCUCCUGUCAAAUCCAUAAUUUCAGUAAUGUCAGUGAGAAGGGAUACGGAACGGCCUCGUAUUUACGUUUAGUCAACAGUAAUAACAAGGUUUAUGUCUGUCUUUUGAUGAGCAAGUCGCGAGUGGCACCAUUAAAGAAAGUGACAAUCCCUCGCAUGGAAUUAACAGCAGCCAUGAUGUCUGUAAGAUUGAGUAAUAUUAUUAACAGUGAAAUGGAAAUGCCAAUUGAUGAAGUCAUAUUUUGGACAGACAGUAUUUCAGUAAUUAACUACAUUAAUAAUGAGUCUACACGGUUUUACACUUUUGUGGCCAACCGCAUCACCAUAAUUCAUGCCAAUACAGAACCAAAACAAUGGCGACACAUAGACGGUAAGCUAAAUGUUAGUGAUAUGGUGUCUCUUGGUACAACAGUUGAAAAAUUGGUUAAUAGUAAUUGGUUUAUAGGACCAGAUUUUCUAAAGAAAGGAGAAACGGAAUGGCCUAUUACCAGAAGUAAUAAUCAACUCGCUGGAAAUGACCCAGAAGUCAGACCUGCAGUUCAUGCAACCAUUGUUAAACCAUCUCCAAUUGAUGUUUACUUAACUCACUUCUCCACUUGGAAAAAACUGUGUAAAGUAGUUGGAUGGAUUGUACAGUUCACGUCUUUUCUCAAGUACUUGUCUUCUAAAAGAAAAGAGAUUCGUGAUAAAUUACAACAAACAGAAAACAAUGGUCAAUGUUUAGAAGAAAGGAUUAAGAGGGAAAUGGAUAGAAUUAAAACAAAGGAUAACUUCAACACAUUUGGUCAAUUGAAUUUAGAAGUUCUACAGAAGUCAGAAUAUUUAAUCAUCAAGAAUGAACAGAAGAAAUACUUAAAUGAAGAACUCCAAAUAUUGAAAGCUAAUCGCAACAAAAAUGUACCAGAAAUGAUUAAAGCUGCCAGUCCUAUUCACAGAUUAGACCCAAUGUUAGAAGAUGAUCUUAUAAAAGUAGGUGGCCGCCUCAGUCGUUCAAGUUUAAGUGAUGAGGUUAAGCACCCCCCUGUUAUACCAAGACAGUCUCAAAUAUCUACUCUUAUUAUACAAGAUGCACACAAGACAGUCGGACAUCUUGGUCGAAACUCAACUCUAGCUCAGUUACGUCAGAAAUACUGGAUAGUACAAGCAAAUACCCUGAUACGAAGAGUUAUCUCAAAGUGCAUAGUUUGUCGUCUAUACCAAUCUAAACCCGGAUGUCAGAAGAUGGGCGAUAUCCCAAAUGAAAGAUUGAUACCAGAUGAUCCGCCAUUUUCUAGAACAGGAGUCGAUUACUUCGGACCAUUUGAGAUAAAGCGAGGUCCUAGCAUUGUGAAGCGUUACGGUGUCUUAUUUACUUGUAUGGGUAUUAGGGCUAUUCACUUAGAGGUUGCUCAUUCUUUAGAGACCACUACAUGUAUCAAUGCUUUAAGACGGUUUGCAUCACGUAGGGGUAAUGUUAAAUUCAUUAGGUCAGAUAAUGGUACUAAUUUAGUAGGGUGUGAGAGAGAACUUCGCGAGGAGAUAGAUAAAUGGAACAAACAACAGAUCCAUGAUUAUAUGCUCCAAGAUAAUAUCCAAUGGAAAUUUAAUCCACCAACAGGAUCCCACUUUGGUGGAGUCUGGGAGCGACAGAUACGGUCAGUUAGGAAAGUUCUAUAUUCCAUUUUAAAGGACACUUGUACCAAGAGUAGUUUAGAUGAUGAAGCUCUUCAAACUGUGUUUUGUGAAGUUGAAAGGAUUGUGAAUAGUAGGCCACUUUCCAGCUUAUCUAGUGAUCCGAAUGACUUGGACACACUAACACCCAACCAUUUGUUAUAUUUACAAUCUAAUUUUAAUUUUCCCCCAGGUAUUUUUGAUUUGAAAGACUCUUAUGCCAGACAUAGGUGGAAACAAGUUCAGUUUAUUGCUGACACCUUUUGGGAUAGAUGGACAAAAGAAUACUUACCCACGUUACAAGAACGUAAAAAAUGGACAAAUAGCAAAAAAAAACUUUAAAGUGUCAGAUCUUGUUUUGAUAGUUGAUGAUUCUCAACCUAGGGGAUUGUGGUUGCUAGGACGCAUCAUUAAGAUUAUGCCUGAUUCUAAGGGAAAUGUUAGGGUAGUUAAAGUCAAAACCAAGCAUUCUGAACUGAUAAGGCCCAUUUCCAAACUUUGUCUUAUUAUGGAAUCAGAGCAGUAACAGUUAAGUUUCAUUUGGAAACUAGGUUUCUUAUUAUUAUGAGUAGGCAUAUGCCAAUUAUCUAACAUAAGCUUACUGGAAUUACAGAGUUAAUUAGUAAUAUAAUACCAGAUUAAGUUGUAAUUCUUUACCUUAGGAUUGCUGUGUUUACUAUAAUAUUUCAGUAAGAUAUUGUAUUAAGAUUUGUCUCAUUAUGUUUAGAAAAUUGUUUUAAUUGUUUUCACGAAGUUACACAAUAUGUGAGUGCCCAAAUAAUAUUAUAGUAUGUUUUUAUGUAAAACGUUUCCAAGAUCUCACUGCUGUUAGCCUUGUGAUUGUUAAUGUUAUUUUGUAUACUUGAUACCGAGGAUGAGUAUAUUAAUGGUUUGAUUUGCCUAAUUUAGCAUAUAAUUAUAAUGAUGUAAUUUUCAUUGGUGGUCUUAUUCCACUGGUGGUUGGUCUGGGUUGUCCAUUGUGUUUUGCACAGGGAGGGGCGCCAUGUUUUCUUAGCAAAGAAGAAGUUUUUCCGUGUGUUGUCAAAAGAAGCUAGAGGGCACAAAAAAACGGUAUCAUUAUACAUCUUUUGUUAUAUUUUACUGUGUAAGCCAUCAGUGGCACCAAUUAUUCUAAUUAUGUCAUUUGUCACAGUGUAAUUUGUAUGCAAUUCAUUCGUGAAGCUGGCGUGGUUAUUUGUGCAUAAAACCCGCUCGCCGUUAAGUAGUAAGUCACGUGACCCCAAUCAGCUGUUUUGUUUACAUCCUUAAUAGAAUGAACUGUCAAAACUAAUACGAUACUUAUAUGCAUAGUAUGUUAACCUAGGAUUUGUAGUAGUCAUAUGUCAAGGUAUUUUCUGUUUAUCUGUCAGACUUGUCAUAUUUCUUUUGUUAUACUGACAUGAUAGAUGGAAUUUAUCUGUUAUAAUAGUAUGGUUAGCUUCAGAAAGUAUAUUAUAUGUCUUUUAAGUCAAUCUGUAUAUUUUGUAUUACUACGAUGCUGCUACAAUUUAUAUAGCGCUUCAUUACACGUGCAUAUCACAAACAUAUACAAUAUUAUUGUCAACGCUCCCUGGAAAUAAA